AUGGCAACUCGUCGAGGCGUCGGUCUCGGCGCAUUCGCCAACCGAAACCAAACAACCCAAUCCUACGCAACCCACGGCGCAAAUCUCCGAUCAACACACCUCUCCUCUCUCCAGACACAACUAUCCGUCUUUCAAUCCUUACUCCACACCUUCGCACUCGAACAUGCAUCCAAGAUAAAAUCAAACCCUACUUUCCGUGCUGAGUUCGCACGAAUGUGUAAUGCGAUCGGUGUUGAUCCUCUUGCCGCUAGUAAUGUCAAGGGCAAAGGAAGUAGUCGAAAAGGGCUGAUGGAGGGUGGUAGUUUCUGGACUCAGAUAUUGGGUGGGGAUAUGAAUGAUUUCUAUUUUGAGGUUGCUACAAGGAUUGUCGAAUUGUGUCGAGAGACGAGGGGUGAGAAUGGUGGUCUGUUGGGGGUAGAGGAGUGUCGCAAGAGGGUUGGGAGGGGGAAAGCUAUCGGCGGAGGAUUGGAGGUUUCCAAUGACGACAUCCUUCGGGCCGUCAAAUCCCUUGAACCACUCGGGUCCGGCUUCAGCAUCAUCAACGUCGGCAGCAAGCAAUACAUCCGAUCCAUACCCAAAGAACUCAAUUCAGAUCAAGCCACCGUUCUGGAAGUCAUCCAAGUCCUCGGUUAUGUCACCGUCUCCAUGCUACAGGCAAAUCUCAACUGGGAAAAGGCGCGCGCAAAGACGGUCAUAGACGACUUGCUAGCCGAUGGACUAGUCUGGCUCGAUAACCAGUGCGAGGAAAAUGAAUACUGGUCUCCGCAGAAUCUUCUGGAGGAAGAUAUGUGA
Molecule: messenger RNA, 792 nt
Organism: Talaromyces marneffei
Lineage: Eukaryota; Fungi; Ascomycota; Eurotiomycetes; Eurotiales; Trichocomaceae
Exons: 2
Coding region: 1-792 (263 amino acids)
Biological process (GO): protein transport to vacuole involved in ubiquitin-dependent protein catabolic process via the multivesicular body sorting pathway
Cellular component (GO): ESCRT II complex
Source: RefSeq, a predicted model, not a curated record